UCUCUCUCUCUCUCUCUCUCUCUCUCUCUCUCACCACUUCAUAUUCUCUCUCUCUCUCUCUCUCUCUAAUUCCCCAAUCAUUACUCUGCAUCUUCUCCUCACUCUCCCCUCUCUUGGAUUGGUUGGUGGUGUUAUUGCUCCUUUUUUUAAAAAAAUUGUUUUCCUAUUUUUCUCCCCUUGCUCCCAAGGGGGGUGGAUGCUCAUGAAGAGGCUAGUGCUUCCUCUAUUGGUUUUGGGGGUCUUCAAUGUUGUGGUCAAGGGCAGUGGAGGAAGUGAGGGGCAAUGCACAUACAAGCAGGGGCUAAAUCCUCGGCCGCACAGCGUGACGAUCACCGAGUUCGGCGCGGUGGGCGACGGCGAGACCUUGAACUCGGUCGCGUUCCAAAACGCCGUCUUCUAUCUCCGCUCGUUCGCCGACAAGGGCGGCGCGCAGUUGUAUGUUCCGAAAGGGGAAUGGCUUACGGGGAGCUUCAAUCUCACAAGCCACCUCACUCUCUUCUUGGAGAAAGGCGCCGUCAUAAUCGGGACUCAGGAAUCAUCUCAGUGGCCUAUUGUCGACCCACUGCCGUCGUACGGACAAGGAAUCGACCUCCCUGGCGGGCGACACCGCAGCUUGAUAAACGGCCACAACUUGACCGACGUAGUCAUAACAGGCAACAAUGGAGUUAUCGACGGGCAGGGUUCUAUCUGGUGGGAGUGGUUCCGUUCCCGUAAGUUGAACUACAGCCGCCCUCAUCUCGUCGAGUUCACGGAUUCGCAGGACAUCGUGAUAUCGAACCUCUCUUUCUUGAACUCCCCCGCGUGGAGCAUCCAUCCGGUCUACUGCAGCAACGUAAUCGUUCAGAACAUUACGAUCCAAACUUCGCCCGAUUCUCCGUUUACUGACGGAAUAGUUCCAGAUUCGUCUUCGAACAUGUGCAUCGAGGACUGCAGCAUCAGCGUCGGGCACGACGCGAUCGCUCUAAAGAGCGGCUGGGACGGGUACGGGAUCUCCUACGCCCGCCCCACCACCGAGAUCCAAAUCACGAAGGUGGCGCUCCAGAGCGCCGCCGGCGCGGCCCUCGCAUUCGGGAGCGAGAUGUCGGGAGGGAUCUCCGACGUCCGCGCCGAGCAGCUCUACAUUUACAACUCGUCGACCGGCGUAAGCUUCAGAACAACCCUAGGCCGCGGCGGCUUCGUCGAAAAGACCGUGAUCUCGAACUCGGUGCUCGAAAAUGUUCGCGAGGCGAUUCGAUUCGACGGGCACAGCGGCGGGCACCCCGACGACCACUACGACCCCUCGGAGAUCCCGAUAAUCAGGAAGAUCACGCUCAAGAGCAUCGUCGGGAGCAACAUCUCGGUCGCGGGGAACUUUUCGGGCAUCGAAAACGAUCCCUUCACGGCUCUCUGCCUCUCCGAUCUCAAUUUUACGGUAAACUCCGAUCCUUCGAGCUCUUGGUCAUGCUCCGACGUAUCCGGGUACUCCGAACUAGUAUUCCCCAAGCCGUGUUCGCAGCUCCAAAGCCCUUCGACGAACUCUUCGACGUGCUUUGCACUUGAUGAUCAUUACAAUGCUCUCGCCGUAGCGUAAUUCGCGGCGUAUUUUUUACAGCUUCUGCCACCAAUCCAUGCCGAAAUUCUUUUGGAUAAUAAAACAUUGAAUUCCUUUUGAUGCAUCAGUUUUGCUUCGAUACUCUCGGGCGCAGAAACGAAGGAUAAAAAAGAGAAAAAAAGGAGGAAAAUUGCGCGAGGGGGGGGGCGAAGAAUGUGCUUGCUUGUACAGCUUCAAUUUCUUCAUUCAAUCUUUGUAAGAAGAGGUUUUUUUUUUUUUUUUUUUUUUUUUUUUUUUUUUAUGUUUUGUUGGUAGUAAUGAAAAUGGAGACAAUUCAUUGAUAAAUUUGGCAUUUGCUAUUAUUAUUAUUAUUUUUUGUUUGGUUGA
Ananas comosus (pineapple) is the source of this 1918-nucleotide messenger RNA. Its product is annotated as probable polygalacturonase. The transcript has 6 exons. The record is from RefSeq and is a predicted model, not a curated record. Gene Ontology annotation, biological process: carbohydrate metabolic process. Lineage: Eukaryota; Viridiplantae; Streptophyta; Magnoliopsida; Poales; Bromeliaceae. Gene Ontology annotation, molecular function: polygalacturonase activity. Bases 197 to 1570 code for a protein of 457 amino acids.